UUUAGCAAGAGUGAGAGAGAGAGAGGAGAGCGCACGCCAGGGAGAGGAGCAAAGAAGAUGAGGAUUAUUUGCAGGCAGAUUGUCUUGUUGUUUUCUGGAUUUUGGGGACUCGCCAUGGGAGCCUUUCCGAGCAGCGUUCAAAUAGGUGGUCUCUUUAUCCGAAACACAGACCAGGAAUACACUGCUUUUAGACUGGCUAUCUUUCUUCAUAACACCAGUCCCAAUGCAUCCGAAGCUCCUUUCAAUUUGGUACCUCAUGUGGACAACAUUGAGACUGCCAACAGUUUUGCUGUGACAAAUGCCUUCUGUUCCCAGUAUUCUAGAGGGGUGUUUGCCAUUUUUGGACUCUAUGACAAGAGGUCAGUGCAUACCUUGACCUCCUUCUGCAGUGCUCUGCACAUCUCUCUCAUCACACCAAGCUUUCCCACUGAAGGGGAGAGCCAGUUCGUGCUUCAGCUAAGACCUUCAUUGAGAGGUGCACUCCUGAGCCUCCUUGAUCACUAUGAAUGGAAUUGUUUUGUCUUCUUGUAUGAUACAGACAGGGGUGUAUAUGUAAACCACAUGUAUGCUAAGGGAGAUCAGCAUCCAAUGUCAUAUCCUUUAGAACUGGAGUUAGGGAUGAUUGUGAACCACUAUGUGGGCAUACUGGGAACAAAAUCUAGAUUGUCUGCAAGAGCAGUACCUGCUAAGCUUCACGAGUAUUGA
Molecule: messenger RNA, 705 nt
Organism: Apodemus sylvaticus (European woodmouse)
Lineage: Eukaryota; Metazoa; Chordata; Mammalia; Rodentia; Muridae
Product: glutamate receptor 4-like
Exons: 5
Coding region: 58-705 (215 amino acids)
Source: RefSeq, a predicted model, not a curated record